AUGGAAUAUUCACCCAAAAAGAACUUUCCUGUCGACCCCAAAGACUACACGUUGUACGAAGAAGUGGGUCAAGGUGUGAGCGCCACUGUCUACAGAGCUCUCUGCUUCCCACUUAAUAUAAUCGUCGCCAUCAAGGUUCUGGACUUGGAGAAAUGCAACAAUGACUUGGAUGUCAUUCGUCGUGAAGUACAAACCAUGAUCUUGCUUGACCAUCCAAAUCUGCUCAAGGCACACUGCUCUUUCACUGCUUCCAGGAGCCUCUGGAUUGUCACGCCUUACAUGGCUGCUGGGUCAUGUCUCCACAUUAUGAAAUCUGCUCAUCCUGAUGGUUUCGAACAGCCCGUUAUUGCUACAUUGUUGCAUGGGGUUCUCAAAGCCAUUGCUUAUCUACAUGCCCAUGGCCAUAUUCACAGAGAUGUUAAGGCUGGCAAUAUACUUGUUGAUACAAAAGGUGCGGUUAAGUUAGCGGACUUUGGAGUUUCAGCGAGCUUGUUUGAUACUGGCAAUAGACAACAUGCAAGAAAAACAUUUGUUGGAACUCCUUGCUGGAUGGCUCCGGAAGUUAUGCAGCAAUUGCAUGGAUAUGACUUUAAAGCAGACAUCUGGUCAUUUGGGAUAACAGCACUAGAACUUGCUCAUGGUCAUGCUCCAUUUUCAAAGUAUCCACCAAUGAAGGUUUUGUUAAUGACCUUACAAAAUGCUCCUCCUGGCCUUGACUAUGAAAGGGACAAGAGAUUUUCAAAGUCAUUUAAAGAGAUAGUAGCUGCCUGCUUAGUUAAGGAUCCGAAGAAGCGUCCUACUGCAGAAAAGCUUUUGAAGCACCGUUUCUUUAAACAUGCACAUAAUAAGGAAUUUAUAGCUCGGACAAUUCUUGACGGCCUUUCCCCCCUUGGGGAUCGUUUUAGGAUGUUGAAGCAAAAAGAGGCUGAGUUCCUCGCACAAAAUGAGGCUAUGUAUGGUGACAAAGACCAUUUAUCACAGCAAGAGUAUAUGCGAGGGAUCAGCGCAUGGAAUUUUGAUCUAGAGGAUUUGAAAAGACAGGCUGCUCUUAUUGAAGAUGAUGAUGGCAUCACCAUUGCAGAAAACCAAGACUGGAGCUGCAAACAUAGGGGUGAAUUUGGUAACUCAGCUGAUGUGACGGACAGAGAUCCCAUUAAUGCACGUGUAGAUAGUUUCAAUUUUAGUAGAUCAGAAUGGAAACAUUCCGGCCCCGACGAAAUUGAAGAAAUUGUUGAUUUAUCACCUUCAUUACAAGGAAAAGAGAGUUCUGGACUUGAUAAUUUGGAAAAAAGUCGCUCUUUACUAAGAAAUGUUAAUUCUGAAGAUCCAAAGUUCUUAAGCAGUUUACCUCCAUUAAAAGUUGAUCAUUCCCCUUCUGUGAGUGCUGAUGACGGCAGUGAUCACUUGACACGUCAUCAGAAUAGAUAUGAUAGUAGUUCUUUACAUGAGACUGCAUAUAAGGGGCGAUUCAAAGUCACAGUGCCAGAGUCCAGUCCUAAGGUCGCUCCAAAUGGCAUUACUAUCCCAUAUUUUGGAGAAUCAGCAAAUUCUGUAGUUGGUACAUCUGCCUCCAUUCUUCCUUCGCUGCAUUGUAUUUUGCAGCAAAAUGCCAUGCAAAGGGAAGAAACAAUGAGAUUGGUUGAAGUUGUAGAUCAAAUCACUGGCAAUCAUACGGAGUUAGCGGAGGCAGUAACCAAUAAUAAACACAUGCAGAUGUCUCUGGCUUCUGCAAGAGAGAGAGUCUUAGAGUAUCAUGUCAUUGGUAUUCAAAGCAAAAUCGACAGACUAGUUGAAGAGUUGCGCAUACAGAAGAUGAAAAAUGCCAAGCUGGAAGGGCAACUAAGUGCUGUGAUUGAUAAGGAGUAG
Messenger RNA from Prunus armeniaca (apricot), 1866 nucleotides. NCBI's taxonomy places the organism in Eukaryota, Viridiplantae, Streptophyta, Magnoliopsida, Rosales, Rosaceae. The record is from the annotation of a GenBank genome assembly.